AUGCUGCUCCUGCUGGUGCUUGCAGCUACUGCACCCGCGAGCGCUGAGCUACAGCAGCUACGGACGCAAGGCUUGCAGAGUGCCUCAGAAGAAGCGGCAACGCCCCCUGAGCGCCAGCCCUCCGCUGUUACAGAUCCAACAAACGCAUCAUCAGCAGGAGCAGUACUAGAAGCAGGAGCGCAAGUUACCAGCGCAGCUGAACUGCCGUCUGUAUUCGACACCGACUACCUAUCUAGCAACCUUGUUAGCCCUGGGAGCAGCACCCUGCUACAAGCUCUGAACAGCAACGUUACGGAUAAUAGCAGCGCCGACGGGAGUACGAACACCCCUAGCACUGCCGCUUCGGCUGGCAGCACGGGGACUGGCAGCAGCCAGGAUGAAAAGGGAGGGCAUAGCAGUAGAAGCAGCAACAAUAGCAGUACGAGCACCAGGAAAAACACUGCGCUACAGAUUGAUGCACUACAAGAGAAGGUCAAUAGCCCGGCUCAGCAGCAACCAUUGCACCGCCAAACAGCAAUGCAAGCUCGACCAGCAGCAGGAGAGCGAAAUUCAGAAUCGGCAGCAGUGCAAGAUGAAGCGGCGGUAGCAGAAGUGCCUGCCUUGCGCCUUCGCACGCAGCUGGACUCUCAGUGGUUGAGUCCAUCCCCGCCUUCAAAGGAGGAUUCUGUGCUUGAAGCACCCGAGGAACUCCUCGGAGAUCCUGAUGAGUCUCUCGAUGAGCCUUACGAUGCUGGUCCUCUAGCAUCUUCUAUUGAGGGGCAGCUGCUAUGUCUUCAAUGGAAUAUCUGCAACGCGGCUCUGAGCCUGCUCCUUGCGUAUGCCUGCUCUUCGAAGCUGCAGCAUGUACCUGCUGGCGUGGUAUUCCCUACAGCAGCAGCAUCAGUGCCAAGAGCCCCCAUUAGGCUGCCUCUAGGCCACGGCAUGCACUUCACCAAAAGCUUUCCUAAGAUAGAAGACCACCUGUAUUCAUUGUCUGCCGUGUUUCAGAGGGACCCCUCCUCUGUGGGGCAUCCCCAGUGGGGCCACCUUGGGGGUCGGCGGGUGUUGUGUUACUUGGGUCAAGCGGCACAGGCGAGUUCUGGAGUUUUGCAUGCGUUCAAGUGCACCUAUACGACACCAAGCGCCUCCAUGUUUGCUUGGCUCACUGCCACACUGUCGAUGAUCAGUUCUUUUCUUGACCCCCUCUUCUCCCUCACCGCCAAUUGUCUUUCUGCGCUGUAUGAUAUCACCGCGCUCGCCUUCUAG
This is a messenger RNA of Cyclospora cayetanensis, 1245 nucleotides long. RefSeq lists its product as uncharacterized. The transcript has 2 exons. The coding region runs from base 1 to 1245 and encodes 414 amino acids. The record is from RefSeq and is a predicted model, not a curated record. NCBI's taxonomy places the organism in Eukaryota, Apicomplexa, Conoidasida, Eucoccidiorida, Eimeriidae.